Messenger RNA from Beauveria bassiana ARSEF 2860, 687 nucleotides. RefSeq lists its product as uncharacterized. The transcript has a single exon. The record is from RefSeq and is a predicted model, not a curated record. Lineage: Eukaryota; Fungi; Ascomycota; Sordariomycetes; Hypocreales; Cordycipitaceae. The coding region runs from base 1 to 687 and encodes 228 amino acids.
AUGAAUGCCCCCAGCAGCGUCUCACAACUGGAAAGCAUCAUCACAAACUUGGAAACAUGUGUCGCGGCCCUACACAACACACCUUUCACACAUGCAAGAGACGGACCGGGGGAUUUGACUGUUCUUGGCACAAGGGUAGCCAAUGUUGGAACUGCUAUCCAGAAGAAGGCGGGGUCGUACAGGCCCCCAUGCCGACCAGAAGUAUGGGAAGCGAGCAAAAAUUUGAGGACACAAACACAAUCAGCUAUCGAAGCCUUGAUUCGUGAUCAAGCCCUCAAGCAGUCGAGUGGUUUCAGAAGGAAUAUUGUCCUCAUAUUUGCUGGCCCAAGAUUUUCCAAUUUCGACUCUGCUCAAAUGAAGGCUAGGAAGAUGGCGACCAGGAUCAGAUGCGAACGACUACGACAGCUGGAGCCUGAUCAACUAGUUGUAUGGGCUCUCUCCUACAAAUCUACGUCUUGGGCCGUCGGCAGUAUGGGAACGGAGAUGUUUGACUGCCUUACAGAAGCAGUCCAUUUCAAUGCUCCGCGCUGGCCAACAGCGGUGGGAGAAGUUUUGUACAAGCUCCAGGAAACUGAGCUCCGCCAGUCAGUUGAAUACAGCGAAUUUCUCAGAGGUGAGAUGCGCCAAAAACUUCGGCACAAAGGCAGAAUUAACAACGUUAAGAGUUCAGUAGACUGCCGUCAAUGA